This is a messenger RNA of Dothidotthia symphoricarpi CBS 119687, 456 nucleotides long. RefSeq lists its product as uncharacterized. The transcript is spliced from 2 exons. The record is from RefSeq and is a predicted model, not a curated record. Bases 54 to 446 code for a protein of 130 amino acids. NCBI's taxonomy places the organism in Eukaryota, Fungi, Ascomycota, Dothideomycetes, Pleosporales, Dothidotthiaceae.
GGGAGUUGUGUUGCUUGGUACGUACUUUGUCGUCCGUUGCGGUGGAUGGGUGGAUGGAGAGAUGCUGGAUUAGUGACGAACGAAUGAACGAAUAUUCCGCGCCGUGUUUUGCGUUCCUAUACAGAGAAUGCGUACUAUUGAGCUCAUCCCAUCUCGCUAUAGUCAGUACAAUACUUAAGACAAGCAACCCUCUAAGUGUUCAGAACAGCGCCCAUACACCACCCCUCCCAACACUCCCCAACACCCCCCAACAUGUGCAGAGACACCAUCAUCCACUGGCAAGCCUGCCACCACCGCGACCGCAUCCACGCCCCCUUCUGCCGCGACGUCUACACGGGCCUGCACCAGAUCAACGACCCGCGCAACCUGCUGCAACCAGGCAUCCCUAUGAGGAGGCAGGGGUGGAAUUUCCAGGGUUAUGCGUCGGGGUUGGGGGGGUGGCCUAGGUUUGCGUAG